CAACGCGAGCAGCACCAUGCUCGUGUCGCAGCUUCCAUCGCUGCAUGGGCAGUGCGUCGAUGCAGUGUACAGCAGCGACGACGACGAUGCGCUGAUGGAUUCUCCUCCCGCGUCGUACCGGCGUCGACGCUUCUUCAAGAGCGAUCUCUCCACGUACGAGGAAAUGUACUCUCGAAAUGCGACGGGCAGACGACUUGGCCGGUACUCGCUCCAGGGCAAGUUGAAGGCGGAUCGCCCGACGAUCAUGUCCUCCUGCGGUGGGCCUCAGAACGAUACCGUCGACACUUCGAUGCAGUCGUGUCCUACGUCAAAACAACUCUUGCGGCGGCGCUCGGCGAGUGAUUCGGAAAUGGACGACCCCGCGUCGGAUGAAUUCAAACAACGUAGCAGUAGCUUCAACGACAUGAUGCAACGGGCAUCGAACUGUCCGGAAGUGAUGCGACCGACAGUCAUCGCAACCGACGAAUUCAGCUUCUUUCGCCGUCGGUCGGGCAAUCCACGAAGAGGAGGGUCGUCCCUCACGUCGUCACCCACAAGAGCCUCGAAUGCAAGCAAGGUAUCCCCUGAGAACAAAGUGUCCGACACGAAAUCUGACGUGGCAGUGCGCGCCAACUGUCCGCUCGAUCCCGUGGACGCCACCGACGAGACCGAGCUACUCUCCCCGCUCACUCACGGGACUGCUCCCCGCGACUCCACCUCGACUUUGCAUCCCCGCGAGUCCCAUCUCCACCCUCGCGACUCUUCAUUCUGCGCAUCCAACGACGGGUCGACCUCGUACCAACCCGUGGCGAUCCGCAACAGUGUCAGUAACAACAUGAACGUCGUCCGAUUCGUCAGCGGGUACAAAAAAACCAAGUCUGCCAGCGCGUUGCACCCGCGCGGCCAUGGGUCAGCGUCGACGCGGUCGAGUUUAGAUGGUCGGUCGUCGGUCGACUCGGUGCGCAAGUCGGCGCGGUACAAGAAGCAAGGGUGCGCAAUGCUCGAAUCCGGCUUGAACAAAAAGCUCCACGACGCGCGGAAUCGCAUCCCGCUCGAGUUUCGCGACGAACUGAGCCACUUGCUCGAGAAACCGUACGUGGCCAAGCCCAAAACAACGCAAAAGUCUGUCCACUUCAACGCAGACGCGAAUCGCGUUCUCGUCUUUGAGUGGGAAAGCGACGACUCGUCCAGCGACUCGAACGACGACAACGACGUCGAGGCUGCCGCGGUGACGCCCUCCCUCGUCCACUUGUAGUGUUUUCUAUUUAACUUUUCAGUCUAACUUAACGUUUUCAUACCCA
Messenger RNA from Aphanomyces invadans, 1280 nucleotides. RefSeq lists its product as hypothetical. The record is from RefSeq and is a predicted model, not a curated record. The transcript has a single exon. Lineage: Eukaryota; Oomycota; Saprolegniomycetes; Saprolegniales; Verrucalvaceae. The annotation marks the transcript as partial.